Molecule: messenger RNA, 3393 nt
Organism: Sclerotinia sclerotiorum 1980 UF-70
Lineage: Eukaryota; Fungi; Ascomycota; Leotiomycetes; Helotiales; Sclerotiniaceae
Exons: 4
Coding region: 1-3393 (1130 amino acids)
Biological process (GO): regulation of protein catabolic process; proteasome-mediated ubiquitin-dependent protein catabolic process
Cellular component (GO): proteasome complex; proteasome storage granule; proteasome regulatory particle, base subcomplex
Molecular function (GO): enzyme regulator activity
Source: RefSeq, a predicted model, not a curated record
AUGCCGAGUUUGACUUCAGCCUCUGGUGUCCUGGGCUUCCUUUCUGACGAAGAACCGGAGCUCAAGAUUUUCGCCCUUCAAACCCUGAACGACGAUAUCGAUACACUAUGGACAGAAGUUGCAGGCUCUGUUUCUCAGAUUGAGGCGCUUUACGAAGAUGAAUCCUUCUCGGAGCGACAAUUAGCAUCCUUGGUAUUGGCAAAGGUCUAUUAUCAUUUACAAGCAUACAAUGAGAGUAUGACAUUUGCUCUUGGAGCUGGUGAUCUCUUCCAACUCGACAAAUCAGGCGAAUUCGAAGAAACCAUCAUCUCGAAAUGUGUCGACACUUAUAUCAGUGUAUCUGCUCAACAUCAUGCCGCACCACAAAAAAGUAAAAAUGAUAGUGCUUUACCUACCCUCGCAACUACAUUCGCCAGCGGAAUCAAUGAUGGCAGUGCUGCCGCUGCGCUAACUUCACCUGUGACGCCCUUCUCGCAAUCUACUCUGCCAUCCAAAUCCCUCUUAUCACGAGUCUCUACCGAUAACAUGUUGGAACAGCCCGUCGCAGAAGGCAAGACCUCGGAUUCAGCUAUUUUACCAGAUCGAUCUACUCAGGUUGCGCUCCAAAAAGUCAUCGAGAGACUUUUUGAAAGUUGUUUACGCGAAGGGAGAUACAGACAGGUUGUUGGAAUUGCAGUAGAGGCUAGAAAUCUAGAAGUCUUGCGACGAGUCAUCAAGCGUGCUAGUGACGAUGAGAAGAAGUCGAAAUCAAAGCUUCCCGAGGGCACAGCUGGACCAACAGAAGAAUUGAUGGAAUAUGUCUUGGACAUUUGCAUGGGCGUUGUACAAGAAAGAGGGCUUCGAACGGAAAUACUGAAGUUGAUCUUGGAUCUGCUAAAUGAUAUACCAACUCCGGAUUAUUUUGCAAUUGCAAAAUGCGUCGUCUAUCUUAACAUAGACGAGGAGGCAUCGGCAAUGUUAAAAAAACUUGUGGCUAAGGGCGAUCAGACCUCCACCGCUAUAGCAUACCAAAUCGCUUUCGACCUGUAUGAUAAUGGCACUCAAGAAUUUUUGGCCAAAGUCAUUAAAUCUCUACCCAAAAAAGCUACCGAUGCCGAACCAUCUACAGAGGAGCCAACGGAAUCCGAUCAACUUUUAGGAGAAUUGAAUGAUCAAGCUGGAGGAUCCACUGAAGUGGCCUCAGAUGAACAAAUCAAGGUUUAUGAUUCGAUUCGAAAAAUUCUUGAUGGCAGUGAGACCAUCAGACUUAAUCUCGAAUUUUUGUAUCGAAAUAACCACACCGACCUCAGCAUCCUCAACAAAGUCCGUGACAGCCUUGAAGGUCGAAACUCCAUCUUCCAUUCAGCUGUUACGUUCUGCAAUGCUUUCAUGAACCACGGCACAACCAAUGAUAAAUUCUUCCGUGACAAUCUAGAGUGGCUAGGAAAGGCAGUCAACUGGUCAAAGUUUUCUGCUACUGCUGCACUUGGUGUCAUUCAUCGCGGCAACCUCUCCCAAGCUAAGAGAUUGUUGGAGCCUUAUUUACCAAGAGCCCCGUCUGUUGGAGGUUCAUCUUAUAGCCAAGGUGGUGCUCUUUAUGCUUAUGGGUUAAUUUACGCCAAUCAUGGCGCCGAGGCGCUCGAGGAUUUGAACAAAGCCUUUUUGGAGAACCAAGAAGAGGUUAUUCAGCACGGAGGUGCUUUGGGGUUGGGAAUUGCUGGUAUGGCCACAGGCAAUCGACAAAUCUACGAGGAUUUGAAAAACGUGCUUUACGGCGAUUCUGCACUCAAUGGUGAGGCCGUUGGCCUUGCGAUGGGUCUCAUCAUGUUGGGAACUGGUAAUAUGAAGGUUCUGGAAGAAAUGAUUGUCUAUGCUCAUGAAACUCAACACGAGAAGAGUGUUCGAGGUCUUGCUAUCGGCAUGGCAUUAAUUAUGUACGGCACACAAGAAGGAGCUGAUGAAAUCAUCAAAGCAUUGUUGAAUGAACCGGAUCCAACUCUUCGUUAUGGUGGUAUCUUGACCGUCGCUUUGGCAUACUGCGGCACAGGAAGCAACAAGGCGGUGCGCAAGUUACUUCAUGUAGCCGUCAGCGACGUGAACGAUGAUGUCCGUCGUGUUGCUGUCAUGAGUUUGGGUUUCAUUCUCUUCCGCAAGCCCGGAAGUGUGCCACGUAUGGUCGAACUUUUGUCUGAAUCUUACAACCCACAUGUUAGGUACGGUGCUGCUAUGGCUCUUGGUAUCUCUUGUGCUGGUACUGGUCUUGACGAGGCAAUCGAUUUGCUUGAGCCUAUGAUGAAAGACCCUACAGACUUUGUUCGACAAGGUGCCUUGAUCUCUCUCGCCAUGAUCAUGGUUCAACAGAAUGAGGUAAUGAAUCCUAAGGUUGCGGAAAUUCGCAAAACAUUGAAGAAGGUUGUUGCGGAUCGUCACGAGGAUGCCAUGGCCAAAUUCGGUUGUGCAUUGGCGUUGGGUAUAAUUGAUGCUGGAGGUCGUAAUUGCACAAUCGGGUUACAGACUCAAACAGGUAACCUCAACAUGGCUGGUAUUGUCGGUAUGGCAGUCUUCACUCAAUACUGGUACUGGUUCCCAUUCACCCAUUUCCUCUCCCUGACUUUCACUCCUACAUCCAUGAUUGGCUUGAACCAAGAAUUGGAGAUUCCAAGUUUCAAAUUCCACAGUGCUACUCGACCAAGCCUCUUCGACUACCCCCCAGAGCAAGAAGUCAAGACGGAGGAUGCACCAACUUUAAUCGCAACAGCCGUUCUAUCGACAACUGCUCAAGCAAAACGCAGAGCACAAAAGAAGGAACGUGCUCAACGACGAGAAAGUAUGGAUAUUGACCAAACGCCUACCACGCCAAAGCUCCCAACUGCAACUGACGACAAGAUGGAAGUGGACGAUUCAACCAAGGAUACGGAAGAUAAAGUUGCUGAGAAGAAGGAUGAAAACGAAAAAGAUACCCCUGCAGAAACCCUGAAGAAGAAACUUGAGAAAGAGAAGGUUGGGUACGAGAUUGAGAACAUGUCUCGAGUCCUUCCAUCUCAACUCAAGUUCAUCAGUUUCCCAGCCGGUCGUUAUAAGCCAGUCAAGAAACCUACUGGAGGCGUCAUUGUGAUGAUUGAUACUCAGCCAGGAGAGGAGAAGGUCUUGAUUGAAGAAAAAGUGAAGAAGGUUGAGGUUGAAAGGGCUUCGAUGAGUGCAACUCUUGAGGAUAUGCGUGUAGAGGCUCUCAGCGUGCGCGAGGGAGGUGACGUCCCUUACCCCAGAACUCCUGCAAAUGAAGGUGAAUGGGCUUUCCCCGGAGCAGCAGCUGCAGCAGGUGUUUUGACUGCUGUCGAUGAAGAUGAAGAGGGCGCCGAGGAAGCUCCUGUACCCCGGGAUUUCGACUAUUUCUCCGAUGGGGAAGAAGAGUAA